AUGUGGCAGGUUCACAACGAGAAUAGUCCAACAGAACUGAACGACAUGGAGUCUAAAGCCGCUCUUCUCGCAGUCUGCUUAGCUGUGGUUUCGGCGCUCAUCACCCAACAUGGACGGGUUAGAGGACAACUCUCCCCACCUGUGUGUCAGACCUGGAACUCAACAACUGUGGAGUGUAGUGGGGAUGAAUUCAUAGAACUAAGCCGCGUGCGCCUAACUCAAGUACCUCUCGGCAUACCCAAGUCCGUCAUCACGGUGAAUCUCAGUGAUAAUAGCAUUACCAAACUGUUCAACGGCUCGUUUGAUCUCAGUCAUAACGACAUCAACACCGUCAUACCAUCCGCCUUCUUUGGAGUAUCGCGGCUGAGAUUCCUGGAUCUUAGUAACAACCAAAUACAAAAUAUAACAGAGAAAACAUUUGAAGGUUUGGGCAGCCUCACUCACCUAAACCUGGCAUCCAACGGGAUAUCAGUGAUAGGGGACGCAUUUCGCUAUCUGUACGGAUUACAGGAUUUGAAUAUGAGAGGGAAUAGCUUAGCUGUUUUAAAUCAAACAGCACUGGGUCCUAUUUUCAAUGGGCUGCAGAGCCUGGACGUUGCAAGCAACCCGUUUCUGUGCGACUGCAACUUACUGUGGUUUGUUGAGUGGGCCCAGUUCAGAUACGACACAUUAGCGAAUUGGCACAACCCCUACCCUAAGAUUGGUCGAGGCUACACGUGUUCUCGUCCAGCAAAACUGAGCGGACGGCGUUUGAUAGACGGGUUGACAAAAAAACAACAAUCCAACAACAGAGAGGAUCCAACAGAAUCUACGUUCUUCAACAUGGACUGUAGUCACGGACCCAACCGCCUCCUGGCUUGUGUGCUCGCCUCUUCCGGCAUCUUCGUCGCCAUGAUGACCAUUUUCCUGGUCGACUACCACAUCGGCCGUGUUCAGUACUACCUGUGGAUGUUGGCCAAGUGGAGGAGACCGAAGAUUGGCGAAGUAGAGAACCAAGAGCCGCACAGAUACACGCACGAUGCUUUCAUUGCCUACAACAACCAGGACGUCAUGUGGGUUGUACAUGAAGCAAUAGAGAAUCUGGAACCUGACUACAGUCUGGUCAUACACGAGAGGGACUUUGCAGUCGGUGCUCCCAUUGUGGAAAACAUCGCGGAUGCCGUGGAAGACAGCCGGAGAACCGUCUGCCUCAUCACCAGGAACUUCCUGAAAAGUAAGUGGUGCGAGUACGAGUUUCAGAUGGCCCAGUACAACAUGUUUGAGGAGGGGGGAGGGAGGCGUCUCAUCCUGGUGUUUCUGGAGAGGAUUCCUGACAGGAUGCUGAAACGGUUCCGCCAUCUGAACGCCGUGAUGAAGAGGGACACGUACCUGACGUGGCCGGACGACGUGCGGAAAAGGCCGCUGUUCUGGAAGCGGCUGCGAGACGCUCUGGGCGAUCCUCUACCCCGGGACCCAGAGCCUCAGCAGCAGGUACAUGAUUCUGAACGGACAAUGCUGGAACAGCAGGUACAAGGGCCUGUAGGGAACAUUGUGGACGCGCAGGCACAUGGCCCCAUGAGAAACAUUCCGGAACAGCACCACAUGUGCUUUGGAGAUGACGUUCCUCUCCUACCACUGUAG
Messenger RNA from Branchiostoma floridae (Florida lancelet), 1620 nucleotides. RefSeq names its product toll-like receptor 13. Gene Ontology annotation, cellular component: membrane. NCBI's taxonomy places the organism in Eukaryota, Metazoa, Chordata, Leptocardii, Amphioxiformes, Branchiostomatidae. The record is from RefSeq and is a predicted model, not a curated record. Gene Ontology annotation, biological process: toll-like receptor signaling pathway; inflammatory response; immune response. The coding region runs from base 1 to 1620 and encodes 539 amino acids. Gene Ontology annotation, molecular function: protein binding; transmembrane signaling receptor activity. The transcript has 3 exons.